Molecule: messenger RNA, 2262 nt
Organism: Alternaria arborescens
Lineage: Eukaryota; Fungi; Ascomycota; Dothideomycetes; Pleosporales; Pleosporaceae
Exons: 1
Coding region: 1-2262 (753 amino acids)
Biological process (GO): potassium ion transmembrane transport; stabilization of membrane potential
Cellular component (GO): membrane
Molecular function (GO): potassium ion leak channel activity
Source: RefSeq, a predicted model, not a curated record
AUGGCGCAUGAACAAGAAGAACCGGAGCAAGCAAACGAUUUGAGGCAGCACACGUCUCGAUCAGAAAAGGAGAAAAGAAAAGAGCAUAAGUCUUUGAAAAACAGCAAACGGAAAAGAUGGUGGAACGUGUGGAAGAAAUGGGAAGGGCAGGACAGUGACUGGUGGUUUGCCAGCACCGGAAUCCCUUUGCUUGCUGCAACUCUCGGUCCACUGGCAAAUGUAAGCUCGAUAGCUGCCCUCGUCACCCCCUGGAGGCAGCAAAACAUCAUCGAUGGCGUCCGAGUCUCGGACUUCGAAGGUGUACCUUUUGGCGACCCGAGAUGGUGCUACUGGAUUAACGUAGCUUCACUCAUCUGCGGGUUUCUUGGAAACCUCUUCCUUCUCCUCAACUUCACACAGAGGAUCCGCUACAUUAUUGCUUUACCUGUUACAGUCGUUCUAUGGUAUCUUUCAUCCGCGUUUCUGAUAGCAAUAACGAUAUGCAUGAACACUUACCAACCACCCAUUCGACCGGAACAAGGGUAUACGCAAGGAUUUUGGUAUGCGAUUGCGGCUGCAGCAUUUUACACCAUCUGUUCCAUGAUUCUCAUGGUCAACAUGCUUGGUUUCUUUCUUGGUCACUAUCCAGAGAACUUCGCAUUGAGCGACAGUCAGAGGACACUCAUAUUACAGACUAUGGCCUUCUUCAUCUGGCUAGGUGGCGGCGCAGCAAUCUUUGCGAAGCUUGAGCAAGAUGCUGGCGAAGACAGUUGGAGGUUCGCCGACGCUCUUUACUUUUGUGACGCAACUAUUCUAACUGUUGGAUUCGGCGACCUGGUACCCACGACCGACGUCACUAGGGGUAUUGUAUUUCCGUACUCUGUGGGCGGUACAAUAACGCUAGCUCUCAUCGUCUCAUCGCUUUACACAGCGGUGCGCGAGCUUGGGGACGAGAAAAUUGUCCAGAAGCAUGUUGAUCGCAUGCGCGAGCGUGUCGCAGAACGUACAGUUACCAAUUCGUUUGAUCUUCGACAUCGUGAGCGCGAAGCUCACCACCUGAUCCGGAAACGUAAACUUGGCUUUCCACGGAUAUCAGCACCCACUGAGCCACGGCCUCUCAGGACGCUUGUAGGCGAACCAGUUCAGCAUACAUCAACUAUUCCCCGUGUUGCUCAUGCUUUUGGUAUAGCCUCCUCUAAACCGAAGAUUAUGCUGUUGAAAGAAGAGAAGGAUCGUUUUGAGGCUAUGCGCAAAAUCCAGGCCGAUUCACAGAAGUUCAAGCGUUGGAUGGCAUUAUUCUGGUCCGUCACUACAUUUUCAAUUCUCUGGUGUGUUGGCGCGGUCGUCUUCUGGGUGACCGAAGAGGAAACGCUGAACUUGACGUACUUCCAGUCACUCUAUUUCUGCUAUGUCAGUCUGUUGACUAUUGGUUAUGGAGACUUGGCACCGAGAUCCAAUUCUGGGCGCUGCUUCUUCGUCAUCUGGAGCUUGAUAGCUGUGCCGACCAUGACCAUUUUGGUUUCGGAUCUAGGGGAUACGGUUGUUGCCAAUUUUAAGAGGUGGAGCGACGAGCUCGCUGACUUUACGGUACUACCUAAAGCAGGUAUCUGGCGUUCUUUCCUGAACAAGCAUCCCUGGCUACUGCGAUGGCUGCAGCAGUGGACAGAGUACCGAGCGAGAAAGAAGAGGCUGAUCAGGGGCUUCAGCAUCGCAGAUCCAAGAUCAGAGGACAGUUCUGCAACCUCCUCUGACCUCCAGAACCGAGAAGACAUUCUGAAUGACCCCGAACAUCGCGAAGAAGCUACCGACUUGGAAUUGACUCGCCACCCUACUGUUCUUGCUCUCGGCAAUGAAGCCGAGACUGACAUCACAAACCCCCCCACCCGGGCCUCUCUUACUCGUCGUCUCGCCCUUUCCAUCCACAAAGUCUCUCUCGAUCUGAAAACCGAUAAAAAACGCUAUACGUAUGAGGAGUGGGUUGAGUUCACGCAACUUAUUCGCUUGACCAGUCCAGAGCGCCUGGACCGUGAUCUUGGAAGCGGUGCAACGACGUUUGAUGAAGAAAACGAAGAAGGCCUAGUCAACUGGGAUUGGAUUGGAGAUGAUAGUCCCAUGGUAUCUGGGAUCAGUGAAAGUGAGUGGCUCAUGAAACGAUUGAUCGAGAGUUUGGUAAGGUUAGAGAGGAGGAAGGAGGUUGCGAGGGGAAACUCCAACAUAGAAGCUAUAAGGGAGAUGGAAACGGAGUAUUGUGGUAGAGAUGGACUGGACGAGCUGCAAAGCUAG